AUGCGGCGUGGCGGCGGCCGCCGGUUCCCCAAGCCCUCCUUGGCGCCCUCCACCGCGGCCGAGGCCACCCCAGCGCUGGACGCCAGCGUUAUCAGCAACCUCGACUCCGCCUUCUCCCGCCGCGACUCCGACGCCGCCAGCCUCUGCAGCAGCCGCCCCGCUUCCACCGUCGGUGCGGGCGUCGGCGCCGCCCCCAACUUCUCCGACCGCCCCACGCAGGUCGCCGCGCUCCGCGUCGUCAACGGAUUCCUCGCCCCCGCCGUCACGCUCCGCGGGCCUCUGCCCGCCGCGCGCAACAUCCAGGCGGCGCUCCGCCUCCUCGUCGACCGUCUCCACUUGCCCCGCAACGACGCCACGUUCGAGGAUGACCUCAUCCAGGACCUUCGCCUUCUCGGGUGCCCCUACAAGGUCACCCGCUCCGCACUCAAGGCCCCCGGCACCCCGCACUCGUGGCCGGUGGUGCUCUCCGUACUCCACUGGCUCACCACCCUCUGCUACGCCCAAGGAGACGACCUGGAUGCCCCGGGCGACCCAUCCAACGAUCUCUUGCUCUACACCACCCAGGGCUACUCCCACUUCUUGUUGGGGGACGACGACGCCGUCGUGGCCCUCGACGAGGAGUACUCCUCCAAAGCCCGGAUGACUGGUGAGGCGUCCGUUGCAACAGUUGGUGCCCUGGAGAAGGAGGCCGAGGAACUGGAGACCGAGGUGAAUAAGCUCAUCUCGGGUCCCUCGCGGCGGGGAGCACUGGAGUCAGAGAAGGAAGCCUUCAUUGCUGAUAUUCUCAAGUUUGAGGCAGUGGUGGAUGCUUGGAAAACAAAGAUCAACGAAAGGGAACAUGUGUUGGGGAAUUUGGAGAAAGAGUUGGAGGCAAAAGUGUUGGACACCCAGCGCGCUGCUGCUGAAGUUCAGGAUCUAUUGAAACAAGUGGAUGCUCAGCCGGUGAAUGUGAGGGAUAUGGAUAGAAUGCGUAGGGAGAUGCAGGCGAUUGAAGAUGAUAUUGCCAACGCUGAGAAGGGGAAAGCAGCACUGGAGGAUAAGGUCUGGGAAGUUGAAGCUAAGCUGGUUACCAAGCUUGAGGAGCUUGAGACGCUUGCUGAGCAGUGCAACCAGGCCCUCAAAAAGUUGAAACCUACUGUUCCUUUUCAGUACAUGAUAAAUUCAAAAGGAUCUUCUCCUGCUGAGAUGCUAGGUACUGGUUACAAAACUGUACUAAAACCUGCACUUGUGGCUCAUGCUGAGGAGAACAAAAGGAUCUGUCUCUCAAAUCUUGAAAACCUAAAUGAUAUACGGAAGCAGCUGCAAGGAAAUGUUAAGGUUCUAGAGGAGGAAAGGAAUAAUAUUUCCAGUCUCCAGGCAAAAAAUGAUGAAAUGGUUGCUCGUUUGAAUUCACUGGAUCGUGAAAUUAUAAAUGAUGACUCGAGAUUCACAUCUGAAGCUAGACAAAUGAAAGAUGAGUUGGAGAAAAAGAAGAAUAAUUUGAUUUCUCUUGAAAAGGAGGCAGCUGAUUUUUUUAAGAUAUCAGAGAAGAGGCUCCAAGAUGCAACACUUAAAGCUGAAGAAGAUACUGAGGCGGCUGCUAAGGAUCUGCUGGAGCUUCUUGAUUCCAUGGCUGAAUAUAAAGAGUUCAUGGAAACAACAAUUGCUCAGAGGAGGAAGGAACUCUAUGAAACUGCUGAUUAUAUAGCAGGCCUGUUCGCUGGAACUUCUUAG
Messenger RNA from Miscanthus lutarioriparius, 1713 nucleotides. The record is from the annotation of a GenBank genome assembly. NCBI's taxonomy places the organism in Eukaryota, Viridiplantae, Streptophyta, Magnoliopsida, Poales, Poaceae.